UUUAUUGCACAGAUCUCAGAGAUUUUAAAGAAGCCUGAAAACUUGAGAACAAAAGCUGAUAAAGCUUUUGUUAGUAAGAAUCCUGAUAUCGUCAAAACUUCAGAAACAAAUGCAAGGAGGCUUAAAGCUAAUAAAGAAAGAGUUCUUGAGGUAUGUUCAAAAACAAUUUAAACAUUUUGUUUAAUCCUUUGAAAAUUCAUUAAAAUUAUUGAGUAACUAGAAUGUUAGCACAUAUCUUGUACUUGUAACAAACAUUUUAAAAACAUUGAAAUCUUAGGAUUUUGUAAACUUUUAGUUAUUUUUUAAUAAUGAAGUGAUUAUAUUUUUAGAUCAAAGUACAAUAUAAAACAAACAUUUAAAAUAAUUAAAAGAGAAAAUAAAUUUAUAAGUUGAUGAUUGUUUUGAAAAAAAAUUCUUAACAGAUUGAAGAUGAAUCAGCUCUGCUUGAUACUAAAUGCUUGCAGUUAGCUGAACUUAUCAAGUCAUCAAAACAUGUUGUAGUUUAUACAGGUGCCGGAAUUAGCACAGUAAGAACUAGGGCAUAAUUAGAUAAUGACAUUGCAAUAUGAAUUCUUGUGUAAGAGCAACCACUUUUGUAUUUUUGUGUGUAGAAAAUAUUAUUCACAUAUUUAAGUUGUACAUUCUUAAAAAUUCUAGGGCAUGUGAUGUAGCCCUAAAAAUGCUCUUUAUUCUAAAAAAAAUUUGUUUUAGGUUGUUAAGUUUACUUUCUACCAUUUCCAGGCGGCUUCAAUCCCUGACUACAGAGGACCAAAUGGUGUAUGGACAAUGUUGAGAAAAGGACAGGAACUCAGGUUUUUGUUCAAUCUAUUUUUGUUUUAACCCUGAUAUUUUUCUCUUAAUUGUGAGUAGUGUGCAUUUGAAUAUGAAUGAGUUAACAAAGGAAGACAAGAGCUUUUUUAAAAUCUCAGAAUUACUCAUACUAAAGCUUCACCUUAGAGUUAGUAUAUUCUAAUGCCCUCUCAUUACAUUUGUUUAGUCCUCAAGACCUUAGUGAUGCUGAACCUACAUUAACCCACAUGUCUCUAACUACAUUGUACAGAGUGGGAAAGGUAAGAACAUAGGAUUUUUUUUUAUUUUUUGCUUUUUCAUUUUAAAAUUGGUCUUAUGUCACCUACAUCCCUAUUUGAAGAUACUUAAAAAUAUGGUAAGACUCCAGUGGUGGCUGAAAUUUUUUGCUUUGUUUUUAAAAUCUGUAUAAUGUUUAAGAAACUCCUUAAAUUUUUUUUCUUUUAUUGAAAAUUCUAAAUUUUUAAUUUUCUCCAUUAGGUAAUUUUUGUAUACGUUUUAGCAGAAGUUUACAAAAUCAGGAUAUUAACCAAUACAUAAAUUGAUCUCAAUCCUUAGGUAAAGCAUAUUGUCUCUCAAAAUGUUGAUGGUCUUCAUAUACGAAGUGGAUUUCCCAGACAUGCACUUUCUGAACUACAUGGAAAUAUGUACAUUGAGGUAAAAAAAAUGUAUUUGAAUGAUAUGCCACAUCAAUGAACAUGAAGACAGCCAGCCUCAGCAAACUUUACUCUAAUCAUGCUAAACAAACUCCUGGAUUACUUAAAAUAUUUUGUGAACAGUUUUCAAUUGUUUUCUAGGAAAGUUGGAAAGGCCUGAUCUAGACAUUGAUUAAUUUAAGUAACCACAUAAAGCAAGGUUUGGCAACCUUUAGCAUGCAUGCCAGAUAAGGCACACAGCGAAAUUUUAAAUGGUAUGCAGAAGAUAAAAUAUGAUAAAAAAAAUGUGUCAGAUAAGGUAGUCUUAAGGUUUUUGGCAUGCUGAAUGAAGUAGACAUUCUACUUUGGCACAGUAAUACCAAAAGGUUGCAGACCUCUGACAUAAAGUAUAGGAAAUGACUUUCAUUCAUCAAAAAGAAAUCCAUAUAUACAAAAGUUCUUUAGAAAUUAGAAGGCUAUAAUUCUUUCAGUAAAUAAUUCAAUCUGAACUUAAAAGUAACAUUAAGUUUAAAAUUUUUAUUUAUUUCCUUUAACAAUUUUUAAAGACUUUCUCUCUACAAUCAUUUCCAUCUUUUGUGUGGGUAGAUCGUUAUUUUUUUUGUUUACCCACGUGACAUUUUAAGAUAGCUUAUGCAGUGUUCACCUGGUGAACCACUGGAGGCAGGUUGACACUGUCGCUAAAAUUAUUCUGGUAGACCGGCCCUGAUUCAUUGAGUAAACAGGUGGGUGGGUGAGCUCAGAUCUACAUUUUUAGUUUUAUGUCUUGGUAAAGAGUUAAUUCAUUUUAAUCAAGAUUUAAUAACAGACCUGUUUACUCUUACGAUUUUGGCGUAAAAUGCACGAUUUAGAGGUGUAUAAUUAUAGAUACUGUAUGUUUAUUUUUUUACUAUUAAGAUAAUGUAUUGAACGAUUUUGUGAUGAUAUUGUACGAUUUAAGAGUUUGAGGGUAAACAGCUCUGUAAUAAGCAUUCGAUACUUAAAAAAGUAAAUAAUUCUACUUUUUUUCGAUAAUUUAAAGAUAACAAUUUUAAUACUAAAAAGAAGAAAAUUUGUAAAAAAAACUUUUAAAAAAAAAAGGCUUUGCAAAGAAAAUCUGUGCAGUAAAUAAACAUUUUUAAAAAUAUAAAAUAUUUUAGUUUUAUCUAAAUUCAAUUUGAAAUCUCUUUGACAAUUUAAGAAAUUUUAAUGCAUUUUAACUCAUCUUUGAUAAAGUCCUUUUUGUAAAAAAAAGUUUUUUGUAUAGUUGUUUAUUAAUACUUUAUUUCUAUUUCUUUUUUUUCAUCUUAUCAUUUAAACAGUGUUGUUAUUCCUGUGCUCCACACAAAGAAUUUAUACGACUUUUUGAUGUUACUGAACGAACUGGUGUUCAUCGUCAUACCACUCAGAGACAUUGUCGCGCUUGCUCUGGAAAUUUAACCGACACGAUUGUCCAUUUUGGGGAGAAAGGAAAGCUUAAGUCACCUUACAGAUGGAAAGAAGCUGUUAGAGCAGCCAAAAAGACAGAUCUAAUCUUAUGUUUGGGCUCAAGCCUGAAGGUAAAUAACAGAUUUGACAUUGAUCAUUGUUCAUGAACACAGGAAUCAAUUUAGCCGUCUCAUUGACUUGCCAUACAAUUUUGAAAAUAAUAACACUCAAUCUUGCCCAAAUCUGUGGACCAAAAAAAAACCUAGUGUGCUAUUAUAAUUUUAAAUGCCUGGGAUUAACAUACAUUUUUACCAAAAAUGUUGAUGUUUUCGGAUAAGUAUUAUUUAUUUUAAAAAAUAUUAAAAAACGCAAUAAAAUUAAAAUACUUAUUUGAGGGCAUUUCCCUUGAACUCAAUAAAUAAUCACAGUAAUAUUUGGAGUUUGAAUCAUCCCAAGCUAAUAUCAAUACCAUAGUUAACUGUAGUGAUAAAAUGAUAUGUAUGAAGAACUUCCGUGAACAAACAGUUGCUCUCAAGCCAUGGCAUACCUUAAAUGCAGAAAAACUGAAAAUGUGAAUUUUUAUACUUUUGACAUACAUGCAAUUAACAUAACUGAUGUUGGCAUUCAGUUAAUUUGUGGCUAUAAUGAUACGGUUUGGUUGUUCGCCCUUUGCAUGUAAAGAUGGCCACAGCUAUAUUUGACGGUGAAUACGCAGAUGGCUCGACAGACCUAUUAGUGCCUGGAAAGCUUGCCUGCAUGUAGGACACAUGUGACCUGGGUCCACAGAAGUAUUGGAAGCAGUUCUACUUUUCCUUGCUAUUCGCGUUCUUGGGGCAUAAGUGGUGCGCUAGCUCUCUGAAGAUUGUGCUCCAUCAGUUAGUCUAGCUUGUGCGAUCCAUACCAAGUAUUUCCAAUGAGAUCAGGCUGACAUAUUGUUAAUAAAAUGCUGUUCAUCAUCAGGUUCUAAAGAAAUAUGCAUGUCUUUGGUGUAUGGACAAGAAGCCCCAGUUGAGACCUAAGCUUGUCAUUGUCAAUUUACAGUGGACCCCCAAAGAUGAUUUGGCCACUAUUAAAAUAAAUGGUAUUUACUCUUCAUUUCAUUUUGGUUCCUUUCUAGCAUAUAAAAAUAAUGGUUAUCAUGAUUACAAAUUUUAAUAAAUCUUAUGAUCUUAUUGGAUGUUUUAGUUUCAUUAUUACAUUUUUAUUGCCACUUAAAACAAAUUAUAAAGUCAUUAUCUCAAAAUACUUCAAUAGAAAAUAGUUUUUACUGUUGUUUGAUGGCUGAAGAAGGCUUUUGCUGACACAUUUAAUGCAUUCUUUUUUAUCAUGAUUUCCCAUACUUUGUUUCACUCAUUUACACUUUAAACAAAUCCUUAUUUAGCAUCAUUUUCUAUUUGGAUAUAUUAUAAUUUUGAUUCUAUUUUGUGACUUAAGUAUCUGAAUCAUAAAGUGUUAAAUUUACUUUAGAAAAGAAUGAUCUAGUUCAUUAGGUGCCAUAUUUUUAUGGGCCUAAGAAUUUUUUUUUAGAUCAUACAUGAUUUUCAACAUUUAUUUUUAAAUUGUGUUUAUUGUAGUAUAUUUGGUGUAGUCAAUUUUCCAUUUCAAAAUUUCAGGAAAAUGUGACUAUGUGAUUUCUAAGGUUAUGGAUCUUCUUCAUUAUGAUAUACCAAUGUAUAAACGGUAGGAACAUUGCUUUUUUUUUCAUAGAGACUGAAAAGUAUUUCAGUAUAGCUUUCUGCCCUAGUUUACAAUCCUAGUUUCCAUUGUUGCUCAUAAACCUUUAGGGUAAUAUAAAUGUGUAUAUUUUUACAGUAAUUGUGGCAUUGUAUCACCAUUAGUCCCUAAUUAAUAGAAGAGUUUUUGGUCCAGAUUUAUAUGAGGAUGAAGAUAUGAUGCACUAUAAUCAACAUAUUGUUUUAUUGUCACAGAGAAGCAGAUCCCAUUUUUACUCUCUACACACCACUUAGAGCUUAUGAGCUUAAAACAAUGAGUAAAAAAGUUCUG
Messenger RNA from Lymnaea stagnalis (great pond snail), 4871 nucleotides. The record is from the annotation of a GenBank genome assembly. NCBI's taxonomy places the organism in Eukaryota, Metazoa, Mollusca, Gastropoda, Lymnaeidae.